This is a messenger RNA of Malaya genurostris, 2326 nucleotides long. RefSeq lists its product as uncharacterized. NCBI's taxonomy places the organism in Eukaryota, Metazoa, Arthropoda, Insecta, Diptera, Culicidae. The transcript is spliced from 3 exons. The record is from RefSeq and is a predicted model, not a curated record. The coding region runs from base 180 to 1916 and encodes 578 amino acids.
CGGAGGAAAACUGCAAUCGCAAAACAAGUUAUUUCUUGAAUUAAAAGUACUUUGUAUAAGGUUCAUUUUGUGCACAAUCUAGUGAUUCAGUUCGUAAUAUUAUAAUAAACAGUUGAGCCAAUCAAUUGGAAGUAUCUUGCCGGUCACUUGAUUCGCAACAAGGUCACUACUGCACUGCAAUGGCUCCAAUAGUGGAUAACUGCCAAUUCGAGUUGCCUCCGCCUCCGCCGGUGUCGAUUGAAACCCCCGGAAAAAAGCGCAAACGGAAUACGGAAACCAAUCCAUUUCUUUCGUUUUCGGACCAAACAUUCAGCAUUCCAUCGUCGACACCGAUUCACAACAAACAAAUCGACGGAAGUUCAUUCGAGAACCCUAGCUUCAAGUACAACAGCAGCAACAAGGAGAAUUACAACAUUUUCUCCGAUUCAUGCAUGGAGGUAAAAUCCAUUGCCGAGCUGGCCUCGGUUACCGGGGAAAACCCCUACGAGGUUAUACGAAAACCUCCGAAGAAAAAGAAAAAACAUUCAGACUUUGAGGAUAGCUGCUUCGUUAAUCCGGCUUUAAAUUUGGCAGCAAUCGAUAAACCAUCCGUUAACCCGUUCGAGGUGGUACGUUGCGAAGAGACGGAAAGGAAACAAAAUGCGUCCUGCUUUGUGAACAGUGGGUUGAACAUCAAAGGAAAAGAUAACGGAGAAGGAAUUAAUCCGUUUGAGAUUGUUCGCCCAUCGGCGGCAGUGGAAGCUGCAGUGCGGGAAAGCAAUUCGGCCGAUGGAAUGAAAGGUAUCGAAAAUCCGGCCCUGGAAAUGCCAACCUAUGCAUUGGCUGUUCCGUUUACUCCUUCCAUCAAUCAUCGAAUCAAUUUUCAGGAAUUGCCAGCGAGUGCAUUGACUCCUUGUCAAAUGUUGGCGAAAAAUUUGGUUUUUAGUCCUGAUCCAUCGAAGGACGGUAAUUUGCUUACGCCCAAACGUAACGCAACCGUCGCCAAACGUAAAUCACUAUCGGUUAUUAGUGAGGAACCGUUGGAUAUCGGCGAAGAACUUGAUUGCUAUCAAUUGGAACUCGAGAAUAGCAUCAACGAAGCGAAGGCUCUCAAGCAGCGAACCAACGGGGAAUCGACCAGUGCUCGGAAAGGUCGCCGUAGUUUAAUCGACGUUAAACACAUCAGCAAUCUGUCGAUGAAGUUGAAGCAACUUGAAGAAUCGGACGGUGAAAAUGAUGAAUGUAAAAUCACUGAAGUUGGAGAGCAACCAACUGAAGAAGUCGCCGCCAAAGUUAUCGAUAUCUCAGCUCCAACUCAAACGACUUUCACCAUUGUCAAAGAAACUUCCAUCAAAGAAGAGAUCCGUAUCAACGUGACCAAUCCGGACAUUCAAUUCGAAGAAGUAGAUGAUUUCGAAGACGAAGAACAGGACGUGGAUUUGUUUGCCAAUCCUGCACCGUUUCAAAGGGCUUACAGGAAAAAGGAAGAUCCGAAACCGCAGCUGGAAGUGGAUUUCAAACAACCGGAACCCGUAAGUGCCGGUGGCAAAACGCACAAGGUUAAAGACGCCAUACGCCGUAGCUUCCGGAAACUGAUUCAUCCCAAACAUCAGGAACUGGAAGUUGACUGUCAAUCUGGUGAAUCCCACAGUAGCGGAUUGAUUUCCUCCAUUCGACAUAGCUUGCGUCGAAAGACGAAUAAAAAUAAAACCGACGAUGAAGAGCACUGCAAGGAAACGGUACUGGAAAUGUCCAUCAUAGCGGAGGCUCCGCGGACUGUGUUUAAACAACCGUCCAGCAACGACUAUAAACCCAUCACCGGUAGUUCGACCGAUAAGAUGGGGUCUACGCUGCGCCACAGCUUGCGCAGGUCUACCAAAGAUAUCAAACGGCACAUGAUGAAAAAUGUGUUCAAAAAAGCCGACGAUGAAAAGUAAAACUAGUUGAUCACUAACACUUUAUAGAAAUAUGAAAGGGUACCAAAACAAAAGUCGCGACACCAAAUUACUAACAUCAUUUUCCAGUGUUUAACAUAUUACACAUUAUUUAUCACUAUUUAUUAUUCGUUGAUUAAGAAUAAUCAAACUGAUCUUGCCUUGGAAAUAUGAAUAUCUACAAAGAUUGAGAAGCUUUCAAGUUCAUUUUCGAAAUUGGAACGGAACCAUUAUGAUAAAUCACAAACAUGCUUUGCAGGGAAUGCAAAAAGAAAAGAUAUUGUUUGUUAUGUAAGUUUGCUUCCAAAAAUAAGAUAUAACAUAUAAUAAUAGAUUAACUCAUUAUUAUUCUCUUAUGUGUUUGUGAAAAUAACGAUAAAAAAUCACAUAUUGAACCGCGUUGCUACCCAAAG